Sceloporus undulatus (fence lizard) is the source of this 8112-nucleotide messenger RNA. RefSeq names its product AP2 associated kinase 1 (gene AAK1). Bases 400 to 4284 code for a protein of 1294 amino acids. Gene Ontology annotation, biological process: protein phosphorylation. The transcript is spliced from 22 exons. NCBI's taxonomy places the organism in Eukaryota, Metazoa, Chordata, Lepidosauria, Squamata, Phrynosomatidae. The record is from RefSeq and is a predicted model, not a curated record. Gene Ontology annotation, molecular function: protein kinase activity; ATP binding.
CGGGCAUGGGCUCCUCCUGGGUGGCCCCCACCAGGCGAGAGGAAGGCGCCGCGGCUGAGACUUUGUAGCCAUGCGGGGAGGACCCAGCCCCGGCCCCAGAGGCAACAUUGUCGCCGGGGAAGGUGUGAACAAUUCCCAAGCGCUGCCUUUCAAGCCCAGGAGACAGAGAGGGACAAAAAGAAGCAUUUGACCUUUCGGGGAGAAGGCGAGAUUGCCUCAAAGGGAGUCAUUUUGUCUUGCUUCCCAACGUGAGAAGCUGUAUAUUAUACACACAGAGACACACACACACACACACACACACACAUAUAUAUAUAUAUAUAAAACACACAUAUUUUGGGGGUAGAAGACAUUGUCCCACUUGCUCAGCGACAGCACAAAAGGAAACACACUUCUGGCGCCAUGAAGAAGUUUUUUGACUCUCGGAGGGAGCAGGGGGGCUCCGGCGCUGGUUCUGGGACCCUCGGAGGGAUUGGGACCAGUAGCGGACUGGGCAGCGGCUACAUUGGCCGGGUUUUCAACAUCGGGAGACAUCAGGUGACGGUGGAUGAGGUCUUGGCCGAAGGCGGUUUUGCGAUUGUGUUCCUGGUGAGGACCAGCAACGGAGUGAAAUGUGCCCUCAAACGAAUGUAUGUCAACAACGAACAUGAUCUACAAGUCUGUAAACGGGAGAUUCAGAUUAUGCGGGAUCUUGUGGGACACAAGAACAUCGUUGGGUACAUCGACUCCAGUAUAAACUCUGUGAGCAGCGGAGAUGUCUGGGAAGUCUUGAUCCUCAUGGAUUUCUGCCGAGGGGGGCAAGUAGUAAACCUGAUGAACCAGCGGUUGCAGACUGGGUUCAUGGAGAACGAAGUCCUGCAGAUCUUCUGCGACACCUGCGAAGCCGUGGCGAGGCUGCACCAGUGCAAAUCGCCAAUAGUCCACAGGGAUUUGAAGGUGGAGAAUAUCCUCUUGCACGACCGCGGCCAUUAUGUCCUGUGUGACUUUGGAAGUGCCACCAACAAGUUCCAAAACCCUCAGCUGGAAGGAGUAAAUGCAGUGGAAGAAGAGAUCAAAAAGUACACCACACUAUCGUACAGAGCGCCUGAGAUGGUCAACCUCUAUAGUGGGAAACUCAUCACCACGAAAGCAGAUAUCUGGGCCAUGGGCUGUUUGCUGUACAAACUCUGUUAUUUCACUUUGCCCUUUGGGGAGAGCCAGGUGGCCAUUUGCGACGGAAACUUCACCAUUCCUGACAACUCGCGUUACUCCCACGAGAUGCACUGCCUCAUACGGUAUAUGCUGGAACCAGACCCUGACAAGAGGCCUGAGAUUUACCAGGUUUCCCAUUUUGCAUUUAAGCUAUUGAAGAGGGAAUGUCCGGUCCAAAACGUACAGAAUUCUCCGAUCCCUGCCAAACUCCCAGAGCCAGUGAAAGCUAGUGAAGCUGCUGCUAAGAAGAGCCAGCCAAAAGCCAGGUUGACAGAUCCGAUUCCUACAACGGAAACUUCUAUCACCCCACGCCAAAGACCCAAAGCUGGGCAGACACAACCGAAUCCGGGAAUCUUGCCCAUUCAGCCGGCACUAACGCCCAGAAAGAGGCCCACGGUGCAAGCAAAUGUCCAGCCACAGGUGGCCGCUCCGGCAGCCCUGGCCGGCGGACAGCCCUCGCAUCCCGCAGGCAUCCCGCAGCCGAAAGCUAUGCCUCAGCCGACUCAGCCUCUGCCACAGGUCCAACCCAAGCAGGUGGCCACAGGACCACUGCCACCAGCCACUGCUUCUCAGCCACAGGUCCCCACGGCACCAGCCCAGGCCACGCCGCCUCCACAGCACCAGCUCUUCUUGAAACAGCAGCCGCCUCCGCAGCAGCCGUCUGCGCCACCCACUGCGUUUUAUCAGCCGCCUCAGCCACUGCAGGCUCAACAGGUGAUGCCUCAAGCACCUCAGCCGCAGGUGAAGCCACAGUUCCCGACAGCACAACCGGUGACACCCACAACACAACCACUGCAGCCUCCAGCGGUGCAGAAUUAUAUGCAGCAGCAACAGCAGCAGCAGCAAUUGUUGGCCCAACAGGCCGCUAUCCAGCAAAAAGCAGCAGCCGGGCAGCAAAAGCCUCCAGUUCAAAUGCUGCCACAGCCACAGGUUCAACAGACAGUGGUCCAGCCGGUCCCUAUGCAGGAGCAUCCACAAGCGCCUCCGCGGCAAAAGGACAAGCACCUCCCGGCCACCCCUCCAGCGGCUGUCCAGGGGCAGAAGGUGGGCUCCCUCACGCCUCCGUCCUCCCCGAAAACCCAGCGAGCCGGACAUAGGAGGAUCUUGAGUGACGUGACGCACAGCACCGUCUUUGGGGUCCCGGCCAGCAAAUCAACACAACUUCUGCAAGCGGCGGCGGCUGAAGCCAGCCUCAACAAAUCCAAGUCUGCCUCGACUACUCCCUCUGGGUCUCCAAGAACCUCGCAGCAAAAUGUUUAUAACCCUCCGGACGUCUCCACCUGGAACCCUUUUGAUGACGACAACUUCUCCAAACUCACAGCAGAAGAGCUGCUGAAUAAAGAUUUUGCAAAACUGAGUGACGGUAAACCUCCAGAGAAGCUUGGCAGUUCAGUGGAGAACCUUAUCCCAGGCUUUGCGUUGGCACCUUCCACAACACAGGCGGAUGCGUUUGGUUCAUCUCCUCUUGCACCUGUUUCAGCUGAAAAAACGAAAGAUAUCCUGGACUCUAGCCCUCCGCUGCUGGCUGUUCCUGAUCCUUUCAUUCCUCUUCCACUGUCAGAUACUCCAGAAAAACUGAUUGAGGGCCUCAAAUCUCCUGAGCCUGCACUUCUGCUCCCCGAUAUCCUGCCUCUUGCCGAUCCCUUCGGUAGCACCUCUGAUGCUGUGAAUGGAAAAGCGGACCUUACGGCUGAGAGUCUUAUUCCGGGCCUCGAGGCCCCUGGCCAGCAGCGCCUCUCCUCGCAAACAGACUCUGUGGCUUCAAACAGAGCAGACUCUCUCACUGGAGAGGACUCCCUGCUGGAUUGCUCUCUGCUUUCUAACCCUGCCGCUGACCUUCUGGACGAGUUUGCGCCUUUAGCCCUGCCGUCCCAAACUCACAAAGAAGAUACUAACCUGAUAUCGGGCUUUGAUGUCCCGGAGGGCCCUGAAAAAGUGGCAGAAGAUGAGUUUGACCCCAUCCCUGUGUUGAUAUCCAAAAAUUCACAAGGUCCGCCAGCAGAGCCAACCAUCUACUUUGUUGUAAACUCCGAGCAAAGUCAAGGAGGAUCCGCCGCCGACUGCUUCCUGUUGAACAAAGAGCCGCUUGAGACGCCGGACGGACACAGCCGACAUCGAAGCGAACCUGACUUCUUGUCGAGGGACGGUCCUUCAAGUAACAGCUCUUUCCACAGCAGCGAGGGAGAAGGGACCGACCACGAGGGAGACCUCUUGGAUUGCAGCGGAUCCAGGCCUCUGCUGAUGGACUCGGAAGAGGAGGAGGAAACCUGCAAGACAAACCCACAACGCCAAGAAAGGGACAGCGUCUCCCGAGAAGACUUGAACCCACAGCCACCUCCCAAGAGCGGGACGGAGCAAGGUCUGGUCAACGCUUUCCAUCAGCAGUCCAUGGAGGCUUUCAGCGAGACAGACGUCUUUGCGACGGCUCCUUUCCGGAGCUCCAAAACCUUCCAUGAGGAUUUAGACAUCUUCACCAAAGCACCCUUUGUCUCCAAGAGCCCUGUCUCUUCUAAGCUGCCGGAUGAGGGAGACGUCUUCCUCAGGGCUCCCUUCACAAAGAAGAAGAGCCAGGAAGAGCUCAUGUCCCACCAAGGUGCUAAGGGUACUCCGGCCGUACUGGGAGCCGGCCAGUAUGCAUUCAGUCCGACAUUCCAGACCCUGGAAGCGGGGACCCCAAACUGCCUUCUCUUGCAGGGCCAGUAUUCGGUAGCCUCUUUCGCUCAACAAUCCAACGUCCCCCAAAGUAGACCAAGUGACAAUCCAGAUAGCCUUCCUCCUAGAGAUGCUUCUGGAGACCUGGGCAGCAUUCCCAAUGAUGUCCUCCCCCAGGAUGUCCUCUUGGGCUCCAAGGCAGCCAAGCCCUUCCGUCCGCAGUCGCUAGCAAAAUACUCCCGCCAUUACGACCCAGAUGCUGGCCAGUGCGCCAGUGCGCAGCCCAUCGCAGCUUACAAAGUGGUGUCUCAGAGCAACAAGCAGGCCAUCGCUGGGUCCAUUCCCAUCACCUCCCUUUCUUCCAGGACUAAAGAGCUGCCCGGCUCUGACCCGUUUGCGUCGGCACCCUUUCCUUCCAAACUGGGGAAGCAGCAGAAGCCAUGAAUGGUUUCCACUGGGAACAAAGGGAUGCACGGGUUUUCAUAGGCUGCCUUGUAAAGGCCUGGCCAAGCCCCAUUACAACAGAAUACACUCCAUAUACUGUAUGUGUGUGUAUAUAUAUAUAUAUUCAAAUCUCCACUUGCUGUGACACUCAGUUGAAUCAUAUGAAGUUAUUGGUUUUGGGCCAUGGAAACAUUUUCAUGUUUUCCUUCCUUCUUUCACUUCUCCCCAACAUUUUGGGGUUAUUAUUUAAGCCAGUUAGAACUAAUUGCCUCUUGAUAUUAGCAUCCACUAAAGUUUAUAUAGGAGAUCAGUAAUGUGCCAGGAGGGGAAAACAUAAAUUAUAAAACAGAGGGAAGAAGAGUUAAUUUUUAAAGCCAGAGAGAAGCAGGGGAAGCGAACUAGGCAUCCCUUUUUGGCUGAUGCUAAUACAUCUAACUCUGGAACUGGCAGCUGCCAGUUUGAAACAGAAGUUUUCUUUUGCAAAGUGGAUUUUUUGCUUUUGUUUUGUAAUGCCUAGAAUUACUAUCUAUGUGGUUUUAAACCUCGUUUUAGGUGAAAAUUUAUGAUUGGAGCCCAAUCCACCAGGAUGGUCUGAGUUGCCAUGAAUGGAGAACUGUGUUUGGCCUGUAGCCUGUCACUUAUUCCCAACUAGAGCCAUUGAAUCAAUUGUGGAUUGGUCAAUAAUCAUUUGGGAUCUGCUUUAAUAGGAAGUAACAGUAGGGUUCAGGCCUAAGCACAGGAUCUCCUUGCUCAGAACCUGUGCAUUUCAAUGUGGUUUGCAUCAGAAAACUGCUAGAUCGGGUCUCCUGCUUCUUGCUAGGAGACCAGAAUGUCCUAAAGCUUUUCUCCCUCAAGACACUAAUGCAUUUGGGGCAAGCCCUGGCUAGGAAUCCAUUUUGUUUGCACCUUUGCGAUGCUGAUAGCGAAGGAAUCCGAGGACUUCUUGUUGGUUCUUUAGCAUGAUCAGAUCUGCUCCAAAGUCCUCAGACUUUUGGAAAUUGUUGGCAGGUUCCACUUGGUGGUCCUUUCCAACAAACUUUGCUUUUGUAAGCAGAGAAAAGUCAGGAUGGAUGCUUCAGGAAGGAAAAGUCAGGAAUACCGUGAGAUGUUUGGGAGAUGUUUUUUUUAAAGUGCUAGUAUUGUGCAAAAAUCUGUGAGCAUUUUUGAAACAUGACUUUGUGGAUCUGCCUUCCUGGCUUCUGGCUAGAAUUUGGGUGCGAUCGUCCUUUCAAAGACGACCGAGUCCCAUCCUAUAACGUGACAAUGCUUAAAAAGGCUCUUCUCGUCCAAAGGACACAUUCCUGUUUAUAUUACAGGAAUUUAAAACACAGGGAUUGCAAUAACUCUUACCCAGGAGUAGAAAUGGAAACGGUGGGACCUUUUCUUUACGAAAGACCCCAAAUGGCUCUGCGCCGAGGGAGCCGUCCCAAAUGCUCAGCACUUUACAAGAGCGAUGCGUCUCCUCUGCAUCCACUUGAGCUGUCCAAGGCUCUGUAAGCUAUAGCUUGGAAGUGCCUCUAAGCAUGUGCAAAAGGCCCUCCCUCCGUUCACGUUGCCAUCGCCAAUCUCCUCUUGGUUCUAGGAUCAAUACUUCCAAAAUAUUGGGAGCUCUGGUGAUCCACUCUUUUUUAUUUUGCAAAAGAAAGCACUGUAAUUCUUGAGAGAUGCUGGAGAGUCACCGAUGGGGAAAUCUCAGCCGAGGCGCAUCUCCUAACAGGACUCCAUCUACCUCUUCAUGUACGCAAAUGCUGGUCUAUGUCCAUUUCCCCCCGUUUUUGAAAUGUUUUAAGCCGUAAAGCCAUUUUUAUCUUUGCAUACAGCUGGCAUAGCCCUUCUAGGAAGGAGCAAAGAAUAGCCUGUUAUCCUUUAUAAUCAUUAUGAAGUUUUCAAAAUUGGGGCAGAAGAGGAAUCCCAGAAAGCAUGUGCUAUCUAGAAACAUUGGGACCUCCAUGCUUGAAACUGGAAGCUGAAUAAGCCAUCAUUGUGGCGUUCUGCUUUCUUUAGGGAUGCUAGAUGAUGGCUUAUCUGUUGCGUUUUAAAAAUGGAUUGUUGUGGGUUCUUUGACAAAUUAAAUCAGGAAGUCUCUCCUUUAAGAAACAGCAGGAUGUUCCUUUCCUGUCUUUGAAGAAUUGCUUUGAAAUGGGUGAAACUGGGAACAGAAACCUGACCCCCCCAAAGUAUCCUGUUUGAGAAAUGGAUGAACAUGCAAAACAAUCUCUGCAGUAUUACUGCUUCCAGAGUGAAAUUCAGAGCUGCAAUAUGGAUUGAACUCAAUGGUUGGCCGCAGGCUGCCAUGUUGGGACAGUUUUGGUGCCUCUGUCUCUCGUGAAUAGGAUCCGUUCCAUAGGAAUGGCACAGAGAAUAGAGGCUCCGUUGGUUCUGAAGUCGGUGGGACAUUUUUGCUCUUAAUACAUAGGUUCUCCAAGUCUAAUUCACGACGCUGUUACAAUCAGUAAGGAAACUGGCACUGCCAGGAGUUGGGCACUUCUGAACUGUUACGAAAUGUUGGACAUUACUCCGCAAAGCUGAAUAUUCCUUUUUUGUUAAUGAGUGCAUUUUGUGAGUAUUGUAGUAAUUGCCUUCUUGUGUUGGGGAUGAUGUCCAUAUGCAGAGCAUCCUUGAGGGCAGGAAGGUACCAAGCCACCAUCCCAAGCUCAAGAAAUGCUUUUAAUGGACUCCGUGGAAGAAGGAAUCACUCCAUUCACUUCAGUGUUUGAAACUGAAAGGAGAGAGAGAGAGAAACUCCCUGGAAAAACAUGGCAUGUGUAUCCCAUAUAUAUAUAUAUAUAAUGUUUUCUCAUGUUCCCAGAAAUAUGGGAUUAGGACAAGAAGCAAGUAAGGAUAGCACUAAAACUGAAAGAAAGUCUACUUUAUUAUUGUGGUCAUUACUGUCUGACAAAAGGAAAAGAUUCAUUCCCUUUCUUUUUUAUCGGUAGCAGAUUUAGACAAUCUUAAGAAAUGGUUCAAUGUCUUCGGUAAUAAUGAAUGGAUGUUUAAAUGAAAUUUCCAAUCAGGCAGCUCUUCCUAAAGAUCUCUGCGCAUAGCAGCCACUUGUGGCCAAUAUAUGGUUUCCAUUGGUAUUUCUGUAGGAACUAUUCAAGCCCCGCUUUUGGUGGAUGGAUGCUGCCUUCUCCCAACAGAAGGCAUUGCAUUUAAUGGAGGGUAUGAGAUUACGGGAUGAUUUUGUGGUUGAAACAGAUGCAGUAUUGAAUCUGUGAAUACGUUUAACACUCCUGUGCUUUUCUUAACAAUAGCAGUGUUGCUUCGUCCACGAAGGCCAGCAGUUUCCAUGGGGUUGAAAGAGCAGACUCCUUAAAAUGACCUUAUUAAUCCUAUUAUUAUAUUAUUAUUACUUUAAACAUUGCACUACUCUUGUGCAGAUCCUACCAUCCUCCCUAAGCUUUGCAUUGCACCCAGUUUCAUUGAUGUAUAUUUAUCUAACGGACCAAGAUCCCGAUGGGUUUCCAUGCCUUUUGCUCCAGUACAGUUAGUAGGAAAGGAUGCCUUCAAACCUCAAUGAGGAAACUUGGUAGUUACACCUUAUAGUUAACAUUUGCUCAGUGCAGGAGAGGCAGUUGUACGCCUUCAGAACAUCAGUUUCUCAAAUGAUUUUAGAAAUGAACCUCCGCUCCCAAAUACUUUCUGUCUUUCCAUGGAGACCUCUCACCCUCCGACUUGCCUCCCAUUCUUCCCAGUAACAAUUUUGUCUGUAGUCACUGGUUUAUAUACAAUGCUGCGUGAAUAUUAAUCCUUUUAUUUUAAUGGGAUCCUAGGCAGAUUUACGCAAAUUCAAUACUCACCAAAGAACUGGAUGAUCUUUUCCUUCUU